AUGGUCACUUCAUACCUGGUCGUCUAUAAUACCGUCUCCCUUCUCUGUUGGGGAGUUGUCCUCUUCAAGACGGUCUCGUUUAUCGUCAACCGACCUGCCAUCCCUCAUAUCGACAACACCAAGAUCCUGCCGACCACUGCUUCUGCCAAGCUCUCUUCGCUGCUCUCCCUCGGGGCCACCAAGAUUCAGCACACCGUCUCCCGAUCCCAUGCUACUACAGCUGGUAUCCCAAUUCCUCCUACUGGGAUUAUCAGCAAACUCAAGACCUACCUCGGCGGAUCUUAUGUCUACGAAGAUCUCGGCCCUUGGGUCGUCUUGACCCAGACCGGAGCCUUGUUGGAGGUCGCGCAUGCCCUGCUUGGAUGGGUCCGGAGUAGCGCUUUUACCGUCGCCAUGCAGGUUGCAAGCAGGAUCUUCAUGGUCUGGGGGAUUGUCGAGACCAGGCCAGAGACUCACUUCCACCCGCUGUUCACUACCAUGGUCCUCGCGUGGUCGGUGACCGAGUGUGUCCGAUACGCUUUUUACGCAUGUGCCCUGUUCAAGGUCGAGCCCCGAAUCCUCACCUGGUUGCGAUACAAUACCUUCUACAUCUUGUACCCCCUUGGUGCCGGAUCAGAGGCGUUCCUUAUGUUCUCCACCCUGCCCACCUUGAAAACGCUCGUGCCUUCCAUCAAGUCCGUCCUCAGUUACAGCAGGAAGGGCAAGAUGUCGGUCUGGCUCAAGGCCUUGUCUGGGAGGAAGGCAGGUCAGCCCUGGGGCGCUUACGACUUUAUGAUCUUGGCGUUCUUCUGCAUGUGGUGGCCUGCUCUUUACGUCCUUUACACCCACAUGAUCAAGCUCCGAAGGAAGGUCUACGGCAAGGGCGGAAAGCAAAUCGGAAGUGCUCCCAAGCCUCGCCGAUGA
Molecule: messenger RNA, 903 nt
Organism: Filobasidium floriforme
Lineage: Eukaryota; Fungi; Basidiomycota; Tremellomycetes; Filobasidiales; Filobasidiaceae
Product: PTPLA-domain-containing protein
Exons: 4
Coding region: 1-903 (300 amino acids)
Biological process (GO): sphingolipid biosynthetic process; very long-chain fatty acid biosynthetic process; fatty acid elongation
Cellular component (GO): endoplasmic reticulum membrane
Molecular function (GO): 3-hydroxyacyl-CoA dehydratase activity
Source: RefSeq, a predicted model, not a curated record